AUGGCUCUGUUCUUGCGAUUGGAGCUCGAGGUUGAUCCGUUGGCGCUUCCGUUCGGCGUGGUAUGGCGUGGCGCAGCUGCUGGGGGAGCGGACUGCUCCCCCGUGGCCGCCACGGCCACCGCCGCGGACGUGAGGCCCCCCGAGGUCGCCAGGCCGGUACGCCGAAACGGGCCCGAGCUAGCCGCUAAUCGGCGUGCUAAUCUGCGGGCGAGCCGACGGGCCAGGCGCGCCCCUGCAGCACCGGCACCCACGCUGACGCUUAGAAAUCACAGUCGCGAAUUGAUACGGAUCACCGUAGCAUGUGCUGCUGCUGCUGUUGCUGUUGCUCGCUUGGAAACCAAGCAUGCUCUUCUAUCUUCCUCUUUUUCUAUCUCUAUCGCUUUCGACGCGGUGCACACGAUUGGUACGACUAGUCACCGAUUAUUCUCCUUGAGACACGAUGGUUCGCCGUUGAACGAUUCCCGUUCUCGAAGGGCUCUCACACAUACACGCCGCUCUCUUCACUUCUGUUCUGUUUUUUCUUCUUUCUUUUUUCUUUUCUUUCUCUUCUUUUUUCGCUUCGCUUCUCUUUGCUCUUUGUUCCUUCUUCUUUUGUUAUAUUUAUUAAUAUUCGCUCUAGGACGGAAUGCUGCGUGA
Messenger RNA from Heterotrigona itama, 636 nucleotides. NCBI's taxonomy places the organism in Eukaryota, Metazoa, Arthropoda, Insecta, Hymenoptera, Apidae. The record is from the annotation of a GenBank genome assembly.